Molecule: messenger RNA, 1155 nt
Organism: Nanorana parkeri
Lineage: Eukaryota; Metazoa; Chordata; Amphibia; Anura; Dicroglossidae
Gene: CAMKMT
Product: calmodulin-lysine N-methyltransferase
Exons: 11
Coding region: 1-987 (328 amino acids)
Cellular component (GO): cytoplasm
Molecular function (GO): calmodulin-lysine N-methyltransferase activity
Source: RefSeq, a predicted model, not a curated record
AUGGAGCUUGAGGGGGAAGCUGGCGGGGGGCAGCAGAAUGAUGAACAUGGACAGAGGUCCUGCACAUCCACUGUGCGGAGUACAGAAGAGGAGGAUGCUGGUAAAGUCAGAGCAGGAGCUGCGAGAGCCCGAUGGAGACUGCUGGGAAAGGCACUAAGAAAGCGACACCUAGACGAAGAGAACCUACAGAAAGUAUCUGUUAGAAGGUUUAAUUCUUUUCAGCUUUUCUCAGUAACUCAAUUAACAUCAGAGAAGACAGAAAAUGACCAGUGCACUUGGCUCCAAUACAGAAGUGUGUUUUACCACGAAUACAGCGUGUGUUUAAGGCACAGCACAGGAGCUCUAAAUGUUUCUGACAUCCUGACAAGUUUUGACAAUACCGGAAAUGUGUGCAUCUGGCCCUCGGAAGAAGUACUGGCUUACUACUGUCUCAAACACAAAGACAUGUUCUGGGAUCUUGCUGUGUGUGAGCUAGGGGGUGGUAUGACAUGCAUGGCUGGUCUCAUGGUCGCAGUCUCUGCAGAAGCCAAAGAGGUCCUGUUGACGGACGGCAACGAGAAGGCUAUUAAAAAUGUGUCCCACAUCAUCUCAAGAAGACAAAAUGCUGAGGCUUUUAAAAGCCAUUCGGUGUCUACUAGCAUUUUACGGUGGGAUAAUGAGACAGAUGUCUCUCAACUGGAAGGACAUUUUGACAUUGUUAUGUGUGCUGACUGCCUGUUUCUGGACCAGUACAGAGCCUGCCUUGUUGAUGCAAUAAAGAGAUUACUGCAGCCCAGUGGAAAAGCAAUGGUAUUUGCUCCUCAGAGAGGGAACACUUUAAACCAGUUCUGCAAUCUAGCAGAGGCGGCUGGCUUUUCUAUCCAAAGACAUGAAAAUUACGAUGAGCAUAUUUCCAACUUCCACUCCAAGAUGAUGGAAGAAGAUCGCGACAAUUAUGAUGCAAACAUCCAUUAUCCACACCUUCUUGUUCUUACUAAGUCAAGAUAACAUCAACCUAAUGUCUUAUCACAAUGUGUCACCUACCAAUGCCUUGAUCCCCAUGUAUUAAUUAAUUUGAUAUCUACCUUUGUUUAAACAUACUUUAAUAUGUUCAUAUGUUUUGUAUUUCAUUCUGCACUCGUGUGUUUCUGUUCUUUGUAAAAAAAAAAAAAAUUA